AUGGCGCUUUCUAGAUCUUCGAUUGCACCGGUUUCGAUGAAACGGGAUUCCAAAGUCUCAUUCAUGGAUACCAGCCCCGACGACUUUGAACGGCAAUCGGCUUGGGAUGAUGGACUACGGCCGUCCAAAAGAGCUAGAGCGAGCAAACCUAAAGUUAAGUCAGGCUGCAUUACAUGCAAGGCUCGUCGUGUUAAAUGUGACGAAACGAAACCACAAUGUCUUCGAUGUCAAAAGUUCGGACGAAUAUGCGAUGGUUACGCUCACGAGAUUCGAUCACGAGGGAACAUGAUGCCAAUCCAACCUAGAAUUCUAACGGCAGAUAUUUAUACUCCUAGUAUUUCUCUUGCAGCAACAGAGCAGGAAGGCCGGUACUUCCAAUAUUUCUGUGAUCGAACAGCGUAUCAAUUGCCUGGUUUCUUUGAUCCCACCUUUUGGAGUCAUAUUAUUCUUCGAGAGAGCCACAAUGUCACUCCAAUUCGACAUGCAGUAAUCGCUAUUGCAGCUCUUAACAAAGCCAUUGAAGAAGCCCCUGGACCACAUUUGAAAGUUAACGUCAUUCAAGACAUAAACCAAAAACAUCUUGAAUUUGCCGUCAUACAACAUCUCAAGGCCAUUCAAGCUUUGAACCAGUACAUAUCUAGCUCUAAUGGUCCUCAGUUGAGAACAGCGCUUAUGACAUGUUUACUUUUUGUUUGCUUUGAAACCAUCCAAGGAAGCUAUGCUUCGUCGGUGCAGCAAACUUAUGGAGGCCUGAAGCUACUAAGGAGUUAUUAUGCUGGAAAGCCUGGAUCGAAACCUUGGAUUCCGCGGCGGAUCUCAGCAGGGUUCAAUACGAACACCCAGACUGAUAAGGUUAUAGCCAAAGUUCACAGUCGUCCAGGUAUGGAUAGUUCCUCCAAAUCAGCAACUAUCUCAUCACAUAUCGAAGAGUAUCUGGAAACCGAAAAGCCGCCACUUCAAUCUGCGCAUACCCCCACGAUAGAUAGGACACCUACACCACCACAAAGGGAUUACAGUCCACGACUCGAUGUCAUGACCAUUCCAUCACAUUACAAGUCAAGCUUGACAUUGGAACAGCAACGUUCUCUAUCAGGUACACCGGUUCAAGAUUAUCCGAGUGCGUACCAUACCCCUAGUGAAUAUAUAUCCCCGAACGAACAACAAAAGCCCAAUAUUGCGAUGCCAAUUGCAAUCACUGGCAGAAGACCGUCAUCCGAUCAUUCAAUUACCAGUAUCCGCACUCCAGAGUCACUUCAUACACCCCCUUCGAUGGGUAAUACACCACCGCCUACAACCUAUAGAUCUUCCCAAUCCCCACCUGUGCUCACAAAUCCUCGAAAGCGGCCUCUUCAAUCGAGAAGUCCUACUCCUCCCAUUUUAAACAACGACUUUACGCUGGAGGAAAAUAUCAUACAAGCAUUCGUCCGUCUGGAUGGGCAAGGAUUAUUCUUCGGUAUGACACCGGGUAUUCCCCCCUUACUUUGGGACAUCCAUUCUGCACAUCACAUUCCCAUUCCAAAAGUAUUCACAAGUUUUUCUGAAGCUCAGCACUGUUGGGACUUUUUAAUGGACAGAACACUUCAAUACUAUCGAAGAACGCUGUUCGACAGGAAAUUUGCUAGUGCGAAAAGUGAUACUCCCAGCGAAAUAGCACAGCAAUAUGCGGAUUAUAUUGUCAAUAUCCCCGAAGGAAGGGUGCUUAAUCAGGCCGCUAUUGUCCUCAUAACACAUCUCAAAGCCACAGCCAUAACACUAUCGGCUGUGACGUCUACCUCAGAAAUGGUUUAUGACUCUUUCCUGAAUGACUUUCGAUACAUAGUUCGAGCUGCGGAAAAGCUCGUUACAACAUGCGAGGCAAAUCCUUCGGCUAUCAGUUCAUCACGAUUUAGCUUUGAUAUCGGGAUUGUUCCGCCAUUACAUGUAGUAGCGACCAAAUGUAGGGAACCAAACAUCAGAAGAAAAGCAAUUGAUCUGCUUUUCAGAAGUCCAAGGCAGGAAGGAAUGUGGGAUGGUGUACUAAGUGCUAGGAUUGGCCGGUGGAUAAUGAGCUGCGAAGAAGAUGGAUUGGAUGUAUCCGAGAUACUCGAACCUCCCAACACACAGCCAGACUACGGCAACCAGAGCUUCCAAUAUGGGGAAUCGGUACAAUUUCACGACGGUGUUCUAUCGCCAGGAUACUGGAACAAUGGCGAAAUAAUUAAGGAUAGAGACUUGGUCCAGGAACACUUUGCACCCUAUUCAUCACAAAGGCAAAGUUCAGUGCCACGAAUUCCUUCGCCAUAUACCCAAGCUCAUACACCGCCCAUCAGAGAACACUUCUCAAUGCCUCGACAAGAAAAAAGGGUCUGGAUGGUACCAGAAGAUAAGCGCUUUCAAUUGGUAGUUGUGGAUUUCCAUAUGCCAGAUCGUUAUAUUAUGGUCAAGUGUAAGAGAUCCUUACAGAACAAAGAUGGUACAAGAGAGGAAAGAGAAUCUAUUAUUGCUUGGUGA
This is a messenger RNA of Botrytis fragariae, 2490 nucleotides long. Its product is annotated as putative transcription factor cys6 protein. Gene Ontology annotation, biological process: regulation of DNA-templated transcription. Gene Ontology annotation, molecular function: zinc ion binding; DNA-binding transcription factor activity, RNA polymerase II-specific. The transcript has 5 exons. Bases 1 to 2490 code for a protein of 829 amino acids. The record is from RefSeq and is a predicted model, not a curated record. NCBI's taxonomy places the organism in Eukaryota, Fungi, Ascomycota, Leotiomycetes, Helotiales, Sclerotiniaceae.